Messenger RNA from Oryza brachyantha (malo sina), 1554 nucleotides. Its product is annotated as small RNA degrading nuclease 1-like. The coding region runs from base 148 to 1533 and encodes 461 amino acids. Gene Ontology annotation, molecular function: nucleic acid binding; exonuclease activity. NCBI's taxonomy places the organism in Eukaryota, Viridiplantae, Streptophyta, Magnoliopsida, Poales, Poaceae. Gene Ontology annotation, cellular component: nucleus. The transcript has 12 exons. The record is from RefSeq and is a predicted model, not a curated record.
UUCUCCGCCCGACCGACGCCGCCGCCGCCGCCUCCCGCGCGAACAAGCAGCCGCCGCAGCCACGGUCCCGUGCUUCCUGCUCCCCUCCCCUGCAGUAGAGAACACUAAGCACCAGCUCUUCCUUGUUGCCUUUUCCGUGGUGGUCUAAUGGGCAAGCGGCUCGCCGGCGCCGAGAAAGAGGUGCUCGUUGAGAUCGUGAGGUUCACCCAGAAGAACGGGCUGAAGGGCGCCGAGGGGGGAUGGAAGGAUUUCUUGGCUCGGAACGACAAGAGGUUUGGAGCUUCCCUCAGUGACCCCAAGAAGCGCUCCAAGGAUGUGCUGCUUGCUUUCCUUGUAACCUUCUCCAAAGAUUUCCAAAAUUACUUCAGCAAAUUAGUAAGGCGUCUUCAGGAACAAAGUGCGUUUCAGCAAUAUAUCAAGGAAUUUCCUGACAACAUUUCUCCCGAGAUGAAGCUUGUUCAACUGACAGCAGAACACCCAGAGUACCGGAAAAAUUACAGCUUCCCAUCUUACAAAGAGGGAUGGAAAGUGAUGCGAGAAGGCAAAGUUACCAAUUUUGUGAACUCAAAUAUGUUGGCAAUUGAUUGUGAGAUGGUCCUUUGCCAUGAUGGCACAGAAGCCUUGGUCCGAGUAUGUGUAGUAGACAGCAGGCUAGAGGUUAAGUUAGAUGAACUUGUGAACCCCUUAAAAGCUGUUGCAGAUUAUAGGACAAGCAUUACUGGUUUGUCUAAGAAGGAUUUAAAAGGAGUCACAUGCUCAUUAGUUGAUGUUCAGAAAUCGUUGAAGAAAAUCUUGUCUAAAGGAAAGAUUUUGAUUGGUCAUAGCCUAUCAAAAGAUUUACAGGCUCUUAAGUUUGAUUAUGCUCGGGUCAUUGAUACAGCAUACAUCUUUAAGUAUGCAAAUUUGCCUAUUACUGCAUCAGCCUCUUUAAACAGCCUGUGCAAGUCAGUUUUGGGGUAUGCUGUUCGGGAAGAAGGAGAACCACAUAACUGCUUGAAGGAUGCAGAAGCCGCGAUGAAUCUAGUUAUCGCUAAGCUUAAGCAUGGAUUUAAUGAUCCCAUUGAAAUUGCAAGAAAUAGUGUACCUGAAUCUGAUAUGGUGAAGUUGCUUGCUCAUAAAAUUCCAGUCUACUUGCCUUGUCAAGAGCUGCUCAAAUUAUUCUCUGGAAAUCCCAGUAUUGAUGAAAAGAAUGAUUCAAGGAUUCGUGGUGACUAUUACUCUACAUGUAUCUUGUUUGGAGACAUAGAUGAGGCAGAGAAGGCAUUUGAUGAACUGGAUGGCCAAGAGACCAAGGACUCUAGCGGGCGGCUUCAAAAAAAUGUUCUGCUGAAACGUGACAAUGGGGAUGUGGCAAGCUUCUAUAUCCGAAAGAUGGCGUAUGGUUCUCAACUAAACGAGUCAGAACUUUCAAAGAAGAGGCCACCACCUAUAGAGGAUGCAGAACCGACAAAAGAAGUUGAUGGGGAGAAGCAAAAAAAGCGAAAAACUGGUAAGAAGCACGAGAAGAAAACAAAGAUAUCAGUGGCUGAGUGAUGAUCUUGGGGGGCAAUGAUG